Triticum dicoccoides is the source of this 2064-nucleotide messenger RNA. RefSeq names its product E3 ubiquitin-protein ligase RNF14-like. Gene Ontology annotation, biological process: protein ubiquitination. Lineage: Eukaryota; Viridiplantae; Streptophyta; Magnoliopsida; Poales; Poaceae. The transcript has 7 exons. The record is from RefSeq and is a predicted model, not a curated record. Gene Ontology annotation, molecular function: ubiquitin-protein transferase activity; protein binding; zinc ion binding. The coding region runs from base 102 to 1580 and encodes 492 amino acids.
CAAAAAAGCACCGUGACCGAAUUUUCCAUUGCCUCGAUUUAAUCGCGAUUCCUGCCGGCACACCCCCUGUCACAUCCCCACCGCCGAGGAGUUCGAAGGCGAUGCCUCGGAAAUCGUCCAAGGCCGCCGCCAACGCACUCCAACGCCUCAACCUCGACGCCGAGGAUGCUCCCGUAGAGACGCUGCCGGCGAAAGCUUCUUCGUCCGGGACCGCCGCGGUGGGUGGGGGCCCGGAGGAAGAGUGCUUGAGAAGGCUGCACGAGCUGGUGGGGUUUGGUCGGGAGAGAGUGGAGUUGACUGAGGAGGAGGUGCGCGCCAACGAUCAGAGGCAGGAGGACGAGAUAUGUGCCCUGGAAGCGAUUUUUGGUGACAAUCUAGUCAUGUUCAGUAGAAAGGAGGGCCAGCGAUCUUUCCAGGUUCAUGUGCAUAUUGAGAUCCCAGAUGGUACAAAUGUAUCGGCCAGGCUCAGUUCUGGUGCUGGGACACCAAAUUACAAGCAAGCACAUGAUCAUGAUGGUGAUGCCAGUGAUGAGCUGUUUUACAAGUUUAGGGUUGAUCAUUUACCUCCGAUCCUGUUAUCAUGCCUCCUGCCUUUGUCGUACCCUAGCCAUCAACCACCUUUUUUCACUAUAUCCACCGAAUGGCUGGACAGAGUGAUGAUUUCGUCAUUAUGUGAGAUGCUGGAUAUGACCUGGGAAGAGCAACAAGGCAUGGAAGUAAUAUAUCAGUGGGUGCAACGGCUCCAAAGCUCUUCCCUUUCUUACUUAGGGUUUGGCGAUGAGAUAGUUUUAAGCAAGCAUGAUCAAACAUAUGCUGAAGAUGGUGGGGAUAAGCGUGCUUUAACACACAAUGCUCCACCUGAUGUUACAAUUCCAAGGAUUAUUAGAUACAAUGAUGAUAAGCAUCAUGAAGCCUUUUUGUAUGCUAUCCAUUACUGCAUGAUUUGUUUUAGCGAGUUUCCAGGUGAUGAAGCCUUGUGUCCAAGUUGUUUAUUCAGCUUUUGCGCACUUUGUAGAGAGCGGCGUCAUGUUGGGGUGCAAUGUUUAUCUCCAGAAGAAAAACUUCAUGUUUUGGAGGAACGUCAAAAGUCCGCACGAACAAAGGGAGAUAUUCAGAAGCUUAUGGAUGAAGUAUGCACCAUCAAGGAAAUUUUGAAAGAUGCAAAGCAAUGCCCGCGUUGCAAGAUGGCUAUAUCUAAGAUUGAUGGAUGCAAUAAGAUGACCUGUUGGAACUGCGGCGAGUUUUUCUGCUACCAAUGUAACGCUGCAAUUAGUGGAUAUGAUCAUUUCAAGGGUGAUUGUGUGGUAUUUGAUCAGGUUGAAAUCGAUAGAUUGCAGACACAUAUGAAUCAAAGGCUACACCGCCUGGUUAUUGGACGAGUGCAGGCUGCCUUGUUUGCACGAGGACAUGCUUACCCGUGUCCUACUUGCGGCCAAGCAAUUCGGAAGAUUGGAAACAACAAUCAUCUGUACUGUUGGUCAUGCAACCAACACUGCUGCGCAUUGUGCCGCACGUCUGUCCAGAAGAUGUCACAGCAUUUUGGUCCCGCGGGAUGUAAGCAACAUACUGCAAAUCCCUGAUGCUAUGCGCGCAGCCUCAAAGUAAUUGCAAUGCCCAAAGGUUCUCUUGCCUUGUACUCCCUCCGUUCCAAAAUAGAUGACCCAACUUUUUACUAACUUUAGUACAAAGUUAGUACAAAGUUGGGUGUCUAUUUUAGAACGGAGGGAGUACUACUGUAACAGCAUUUCCUUUCCAUCGUAUGGUUCUUUGUUAGGCCUUGUUCGUUUAAAUCUCCUCUGAAGGGGAUUGGAGAGGAUUUGGAGGGAUUUUGGAUUUAAUCCCCAUCAACCCCUCUCAACCCCCUUCAAAUACAGCUGGAACCGAACAAGGCCUUGUCUGCCCACAACCCCCUUCAAAUCCAUCUGCAUGUUGAGGGUGCUGGUUGUCUGUCCCGUUGUAUGAUGAACAAAAUUGUUGUCGUGAUGCAUUUGCAAAAAAUCUUUUAAACCCAUGAGGCUGGGAUGUGCGUGUGACGAAUUAAAUUGAAUGUUGUGUCUCUGGAAA